CCAACUGCUCGUCCCCGCCUCAGCUCCCACUGGCUGGGCCAACUGUGGUGUGGCUGUCGCAGUUUGUCGGAGAAGCCUUAAUCGGCCACCUGCCGCGUUCCGCAGCCUCUUUGCAUCUCGGAUUUCGGGGCGGCUCCCUCCCCCAUCUUUUCUUGCUUCUUUGCACCCCGCUUUUUCUGCAUUUCGCUCGGGUUUUGUAGCCGUCUGGUUUUGCACCCCUUUUUGUUUUGCUUCUAGCCGGUGUGUCGGGUGAAGCUGCCUUGGCAUCCCUUGCCCUGGUUAUCUUUCCCUGUUUUGACAGUCCCCCCCUCUUCUAUCGCAGUCGGGGGGGCCUAGCCUCGGCGCACCUUCGCUGCACUGCCAGCAGACCACAGCGCGUGGCUGUGCACCCCGGAAUUUGCAACAGCUGCAUAUCUGAUUGGAGUCAUCCUCGCCUCACUCCCCGCGCGCGUUCGGUGCGUGGAGGGCUUUAGUGCGCGACGCCCCCGCUUCUCCGCAGCCCCCCGCAGCGCGCCGGGACUCGCCCUGUGCAGCCAAGAUGGUCAUCCAGAAAGAGAAGAAGAGCUGCGGGCAGGUGGUUGAGGAGUGGAAGGAGUUCGUGUGGAACCCGCGGACGCACCAGUUCAUGGGGCGCACCGGGACCAGCUGGGCCUUCAUCCUCCUCUUCUACCUCGUCUUCUAUGGCUUUCUCACGGCCAUGUUCACCCUCACCAUGUGGGUGAUGCUGCAGACUGUCUCUGACCACACUCCCAAGUACCAAGAUCGGCUGGCCACACCAGGCUUGAUGAUUCGCCCCAAGACUGAGAACCUUGAUGUCAUUGUCAACAUCAGUGACACCGAGAGCUGGGAUCAGCACGUCCAGAAGCUCAACAAGUUCCUGGAGCCUUACAACGACUCCAUCCAAGCCCAGAAAAAUGAUGUCUGCCGCCCUGGGCGAUAUUAUGAGCAACCAGAUAACGGGGUUCUCAACUACCCAAAACGUGCCUGCCAAUUCAACCGGACCCAGCUGGGCAACUGCUCUGGCAUCGGGGACCCUACCCACUAUGGUUACAGCACCGGGCAGCCCUGUGUCUUCAUCAAAAUGAACCGGGUCAUCAACUUUUAUGCAGGGGCGAACCAGAGCAUGAAUGUCACCUGUGUGGGGAAGAGAGAUGAGGAUGCCGAGAACCUUGGCCACUUCGUCAUGUUCCCGGCCAAUGGCAACAUCGACCUCAUGUACUUCCCCUACUACGGCAAAAAGUUCCACGUGAACUACACACAGCCCUUGGUGGCCGUAAAGUUCCUGAAUGUGACCCCCAACGUGGAGGUGAAUGUCGAAUGUCGCAUCAAUGCUGCCAACAUCGCCACCGAUGACGAGCGAGACAAGUUCGCCGGCCGUGUGGCCUUCAAGCUUCGAAUCAACAAAGCCUGAGGCCCUC
This is a messenger RNA of Acomys russatus (golden spiny mouse), 1418 nucleotides long. RefSeq names its product sodium/potassium-transporting ATPase subunit beta-2. Gene Ontology annotation, cellular component: sodium:potassium-exchanging ATPase complex. The transcript has 7 exons. The record is from RefSeq and is a predicted model, not a curated record. Gene Ontology annotation, molecular function: ATPase activator activity. The coding region runs from base 539 to 1411 and encodes 290 amino acids. NCBI's taxonomy places the organism in Eukaryota, Metazoa, Chordata, Mammalia, Rodentia, Muridae. Gene Ontology annotation, biological process: potassium ion import across plasma membrane; intracellular sodium ion homeostasis; sodium ion export across plasma membrane.